Messenger RNA from Micropterus dolomieu (smallmouth bass), 5256 nucleotides. It is a transcript of the gene ubxn7, whose product is annotated as UBX domain protein 7. The transcript has 11 exons. Gene Ontology annotation, biological process: proteasome-mediated ubiquitin-dependent protein catabolic process. NCBI's taxonomy places the organism in Eukaryota, Metazoa, Chordata, Actinopteri, Centrarchiformes, Centrarchidae. Gene Ontology annotation, cellular component: nucleus. Gene Ontology annotation, molecular function: ubiquitin binding. The record is from RefSeq and is a predicted model, not a curated record. The coding region runs from base 490 to 1629 and encodes 379 amino acids.
GCGUAACGCAUGCGCCACAUUUAUGUUGUUGUUUGUGGCGGUAAGAUGGCGGCGCUCGGAGACACCUCAGCUCCGGGGGUGAACGGGUUAAUACAACAAUUCACAGCAAUUACAGGGGCCACAGAGAGUGUAGGAAAACAUAUGCUGGAAGCAUGCAACAACAACCUGGAGAUGGCAGUGACCAUGUUUCUGGACGGGGGCGGGAUUGCAGAGGAGCCCAGCACCAGCUCCAGUUCAGCAGCUUCAAGCAGCAGAGCUCCCCCUUCAGAUGAAGUACGAGCACCCAUUCCCCAGAAGCAGGACAUAUUGGUGGAACCAGAACCAUUGUUUGGAGUGCCAAAGCGAAGAAGACCUGCUCGAUCUAUAUUUGAUGGUUUCCGAGACUUCCAAACAGAAACAAUUCGCCAGGAACAGUAGCUGCGUAACGGUGCCACAGUGGAUAAGAAACUGAGCACCCUGGCAGACCUUUUCCGUCCCCCCAUUGAGCUCAUGCACAAAGGCAGCUUUGAGACGGCAAAAGACUGCGGACAACUGGAGAACAAAUGGCUAAUGAUCAACAUUCAAAAUGUUCAGGACUUUGCCUGCCAGUGCCUCAACAGGGAUGUUUGGAGUAACGACGCAGUAAAGACCAUCAUCAGAGAACACUUUAUAUUCUGGCAGGUAUAUCAUGAUAGUGAAGAGGGACAAAGAUACAUCCAGUUCUAUAAGCUGAACAAGUUUCCCUAUAUUUCCAUCCUCGACCCUCGCACCGGUCAAAAGAUGGUGGAGUGGAACCAGCUGGACGUGGCAUCGUUCCUGGAGCAGGCGACCGGUUUCCUGGCAGAGCACGGGCAGCUCGAUGGGCCAUCCUGCCACGCACCCCCUGCCAAACGAGCUCGCUCUGAGAGUCUGAUUGAUGCCAGCGAGGACAGUCAGCUGGAGGCGGCGAUCCGAGCCUCCCUACAGGAGACCCACUACGAGUCCUCAAAUGCCCCUGAAGUCCCCGAUUCCCCCCGAUCAGAUGACGAAUCGGAUGCAGAGCCUUUCUCUGACAGCGAGGGUCCCAUCUCUGUCGAUGGCUCAGACAGCGAAAUGCCAGUACCCUUCGAAGAGAAAACUUCUACCAGCAAACACACGCCGCUCCCUCCGGCCACUGCGGCCCAGCAGCGUCUACAUCCCGAUAGUUCCACUUCUUCCCACAGAAAGUCUCCGCACAAAGAAAACAACCACAGUCACAAGAAAGAGGAGAGUAAAAAGAACCACCUGGAGCCGUCUGCUGCUGGUCCUUGUCAUCCUCAGCCUGACUCAGAUUCCGGAGGGAACCACUGUACCCCAGCGGCCAAAAACGCUGGACCUUCCAAGACCAGCACCACUGAAACUAGUGACGUUGACUGUCCUGAUGACAACGGUCCCAAAGCCAGGUUGAUGCUCCGUUACCCAGAUGGACAAAGAGAGCAAAUUUCCUUGUCUUCUAAAGCAAAACUUUUGGCCCUCGUAAGACAUGUCCAAUCCAAGGGUUACCCCAAUGAACGCUUCGAACUCGUCACCAACUUUCCCAGAAGGAAGCUCGCCCACUUGGACUAUGACAUCACGCUGCAGGAGGCGGGGCUUUGUCCACAGGAGACUGUAUUUGUGCAGGAGAGGAACUAGCCUUGUCAGACACACUCACUUCUGCUUGUCUGUAUCUCUCUGAUAGACCUCACCCUUUCACCAAUGAUCUGGGACGAUGUUACUGGCCUUGAUCACAUAACCUUCUGUUCUCCUGGAUUUAGGCCCCAUUUUGGCCAACUCGUAGUGGACUACUUUCCCUGCCACUCCACUAUUCUGAAUACUGACGUCCCUACCUACAGCCUAAUCCCUUUUUAGUGCUCUACAAUUGGUCAGUAAGGUAUUAGGGAUGCCAGCAUUUUUUUUUAAUGUGAUUUAUUCUCAUCUGAUACAGGCUUUAUUUUGUUCUGAACACUGAGGCACAUCAGGAUAGAAUAUAUAAAGCUCAUUCAAAUAACAACCCAAAUAAUGGAUCACUAAUUGAUCAUGAGGCAACAGAGACUUGUACAAAAAGGACUUUUACCUCCUGGAAAUGACGUAAAAUGUCAGACUCUAUUUUCUAGCUCUUGUUAUUUUCUGUACCUGGGGACAGGUAAAGGGAGGCUCAUUCGUGUUUAUUUUGACCCAAAUUUUUUCUCGCACAUGUUUGAACAAUUGUAAUUAUUUUGAAGGCAGGGGGCACUAAGAGAAACGGUCCAAAAAUUCCAAGUCAAGAAAAUGUAUUGGACACCUGCGACACCCCCGUUUCGAUUUGAGAGGAUUUGGGUUAAUCUGCGCAUUUUUACUCAAGUUUCUCUUGGCUAAUUAGAGACUAGUCAGGUUGUUUUUGGAUUUCAACUUUUGAUACAGAAGGGGAUAAAUUAAAGGUGGUACAUCUCAUCAGUCGGACCUACACUGUACAGAGAUGGCUUAGGGAGAGACUGGUAUUUAGCUGUCAUUGUUUCCAUUCUUUUUUUAUAUGCUGCCAAGAAAAUAUGCUGAUGUUGAAAUAUAACCAUCAAAACCAAGGGAGGUUCUGCUUGGUCUUUUGUUGCAUUUUAUUUUAAUUAACUGGUUUGUCCUUUAAGUUACCUUUGCCGUCAGGAUGUGAAGAGACACACGUCAUAGGUUAUAACCAAUAUCUAAAGAAGUAUAGAAAACAUUUUAUAAGAACAGGAAAGCAGCAACUCAUGAGAAUCAAAUGCAACAACUUAGAAAGCCAAUGUAUAGAGGACUUUAGAUGGCAACGCAUGUCAAAGGCUGUGUUAUUCCGUUAUAAAGAUUUGUUUCAGUAUGCACCUGGCUAGUCCCUAAUAAGGUUUAUUUAAUCAAAUUAUGCUAAGAAGGCUUAUUUAGUGACUUCAUAAUAUAAUGUUUUCUUGUUAGUUGCUAACUAGGCAUGCAUGUCAGAUUGCCUGAUGUGUUGGCAUUUACGACUCCAUCAAAGACUGGCAAUAUUUGGUAAAUGAAACACAUGGCAACAGCUGUAUUAGAAUGAGGGAAUCUCAGCCACCUCAGAGUUCAAACAAGUGCCUCAACACCUGAGAAGGGAUCGGGAGGGAUGUUGUCGGGAGCACAUGGUUAUAGUUUUUAUUAAGCUACCAUAUGGACUUUAAUAAGAUGACAUAUGGACAGUUGGGGGCAGUAAUAUGCCUUCAAUAGCAACAACUCUCUAAAUAAGGUGAAGAAGAAUAAGAAAGCCACAAGCCAGUGUAAAUAGCUGAGGUUUGAAAAUAUUUAAAUGAGCUUUGGAAAUGUUUUAUGAAGUGUUCACUUCAUGUUUUGGGGGGACAAACAUUCACAAGAAAACUUCAGUGUACUUUUGAAGUUACUGCAGUUGGUCCUGGGGAGGAGCUGUUUUCCUUUUCCGAUAAAUUUUUCUAGUGUAUUUAAUUUUUUUUACCAAUCACUGCAGUCCUGGAAUAAUGGAGGUCAAGUGACUGCUGCCAUGUCAGUUUACUUACGUGGUGAAAUGUCUGCUUCUAUCACAUGCCGUUCAAAUGCAUUUUUGAUUACAGACAUUCACGGGCCUCAUAAAGGAUUCAUUUAAAUGUUUAUGUUCCAAGUAACUAACUAUUAACAGCAAUAUCAAGAACUGAGUGACUGGAUGAACACACUUUUGUAGAGAAUAUGGGAUUGGAUCUUACACCCGUGACCAGUUGUUAUUGUAAGUUGUGGACAAACUGUUCUCACUUUGAAGUUAAAAUAGGAUCACAGUUUCUUAUUCACCUAUAAAUACACUGGUCUGGUAGAGCCUCUAAUGUUGUCUCUUUUUUUGAUAUACAGUAAGGAAAAAUAGGAACAUGUGACCAGUGCUACAGUAAUUAGAAACAGCAAAUUCAGUUCCAUAUGUAUUUCGUCUGUUGAUCACUUUCAGUGUCAGGCCUUAGGAAAUAGAAACGUGUCAUUGGUCAGCAUUUUGCCAUUUUAAUAAUUUUUUUUUAAUAUUCACCUUUGGAUGAGGCCCCCAUCUGAUAAUAAUAAGAGUGUCUGUAUGGGGCAACGGUUAAGAGUUCAAAGAAAAGGGCUUGCAGCUGUACAAACAGAUGAGGACAGACUCUGUCACUGUCCUCACUGUGUGGGUAUGACAGAACAUAUGGGGCAUUCCUUCACCACUUGUAUUUUAGUGUCGUAGACGAAAGAAGAGUGAGUGGAAAUGUGCUGGCAAAUGGCAAAAAAAUAUAGUAGUACUGAACCCUUUUCCCCCUCUUAAUUUAAAAAACCCCAAAAACAUUGAAAUGCUGUAUUUGCCCUGAUCAGCUGCCUCAGAUACAGAACAAAAGGCCGGUCACAUCUGACAAAGAAGGCAAUAGAGAUAUCUAGGUAUCCUUUACACAAUAGCAUCUGGAAUUUACAGGUCAAAAUGUCAGUGAACUAUCUACAUUUCUAUUGUUUACAUGUGAAGCUUGUUCUGAGCUCUUGUGUUCUAAAAACAUUUCAGACCAAGCUGGAAAAAGCUGAGAAAGUUGUUGAGGUUAAAUGUUUCCACCUGACAGCGAUACCCUGAUACUUAAAUGUAUUCAUCAGUGCUUAAAGGUUACUAGGGUAACCAGGACAGCGGCCCUCAGACCUUUUGUCUGUUGCAUAAGGAAGGAUGUUGACCCCAGUCAUCCGUGGACCUUUCAGCUGGUUCUCAGAAUGAAGUCAAUGGAAGUUAAUGUAUGAUCAGUGAGCCAUGUGGACGAGUUUAAAGGGGAACUCAAUUUUACACACAAAGUUUACUUUAUACUACUCAGCCUCUUGCGUAAUCUCCUCUGUUGCUCUGCAGGAGCUUUCCAAAGUUUGAAAAGAUCAUCUUUAGCGUAGCUGUGUCUGUGUUACAAACUGGAGGUGUGGAGUUAGAAAGAUGUGGGCAUUUUAAGAGGCAAAUGGAGUCUAAUGAAAUACUGUUGAGUUGCUUUAUGGGAAAUGUAGGAUCCAGUGUUUCAAGAGCUAAAGGCCAGGAAAUCUCGGCCUCUGCUGCGUACAUUUUGAUCAUUCAUUUUUUAAAAUGUCUCUUGUGAGUCCCCCAACUUUAUGGCAGUCCAAUACAGCAUCACUACAUUGUUGAAAUACCUGUAAUAAAUGCAGUUGACAGGAGCCUGCAGUUUUGUGGAUGGAAGAAUUGAAUCACCAGACUGGCUGGUGAAAUCUGGAUGUGAAAUCUGGACAGGUGGAUGUAACUAUAAAUAAAAAGGAUUGCUUUUGUACUCAAAGUCAAAUGCACUGUGUUCAAACAAAGUCAAAGACCGAAUAAACUAUGAAUUUUGA